Messenger RNA from Tigriopus californicus, 1721 nucleotides. RefSeq lists its product as uncharacterized. The transcript has 2 exons. The record is from RefSeq and is a predicted model, not a curated record. Lineage: Eukaryota; Metazoa; Arthropoda; Copepoda; Harpacticoida; Harpacticidae. Bases 259 to 1533 code for a protein of 424 amino acids.
GCCGGACCACAUUUUUCCUUGAAUUUGCUUUACUUGGCAUGUCCUAUUCACUAUUCAUCGAAUCUCCAAUACCGUUUUAUUGCGAUUUCAUCACACUACCGAUCGGUCGCGUAUCAUUUUUCCAUCUUCUCCACCCUCACUGCUUUAGUGAGCUGAGCUUUGUGGUUUUAUGUCCCAAGAUAAUUAUGAUUCAUGGCACUAGGAUCCCAAAGUGCAAUGCAAGUACUCAAGCGGAAUUUGGCCACCCGUUGAACAACAAUGUUCACAAUAACAACACAAUCUCGUUUCAAAUCCAAAUCCGAUGGAAUCGUCGAAUGUGUAAGUCUGCGAACACCAACCAAGAGGGAGUCGAGGCCUCUCCAUUUUGUCUUCAAUUCACUAAUGGAGUCCACCUCUGAAGGCCAAUUACCAACCGUUAAGAAUGCCAAGAUCGUCAGUUUACCUCCACCGGUAUGUCCGGAUCAUCCAAGCCAGACCACUGGCUCCGAUAAUAAUCUGACCACGCCAAUCCAAGUCAAGCGAAUCAAAUAUCACUGCUUCCAUUGCAAGAAGGUGUUUCUUAGCCGCACGGGUUGGAAAGAACACGCCUCGGCGGCCGGUGCGGACCAUGAGAAUUUGCAGCCUUGUCGCGAACCUCAUGCCACUCACCGUCUGGUGAGUGGCACAUUCGACUCGUUCGACGAGGCUCGAGCUUGGGCCACGGCCCAAGAGUUCGAUAAGACCAUGAGUAUCGUCACCUCACAAACCAAUUACCUGAUCUACAAAUGCCGUCAUAACUCGCGACUCAAAGGCAGCCGUCUCAAGCCGUGUCCGCAGAGACGGCGCGUCUCUUUGAUGCCAUUUGAUUGCAAGGCUCGAGUGGUGGUGAAUAAGACUUGUAUCUGUCGUUGUGAUUCCGACAAUGCCAAGCACAUUUGUUAUGAAAAUGAAGACACGAUUCGCAUGUCAGGUUGUCUAACCCAUUGUCACGACAUAUCACCUCGGUUCGAUCGGAUCCCCAAAGCCACGAAAGACAAUAUUGGGGUGCUCCUACAAGCGGGUUUGUCCAAAUCCACCAUCCUAAGGGAUUAUUGUAAUUCCGUCGUGGGUCAGAGUAACGAUCACAAGAUCAUCACCAUGCAAGAUAUCCGUAAUAUAGAGAAUCACAUGAAGAAAAAGCACGUCGAUCCCGUGAUCAACGAUCCGGUGCAGAUAUUUGAAUCCCGGAAACAAAGGUCAAUCAAAAUGUUGACUGAAUGGCGAGUGGCUCUUUUUGCCGGAGGCCCUCAGAAGGAGCAAGAAGAUAUCAUCCAGCAAGUUGAGGAGAUUGAGGCAAAACUAAAGAUGAAAGAGGUGCUAAAUUCUGCGGUAGACCCUGGAUUGAGUUCAACCAAGACCAAAAACCAACGUGAAGAAACGCCCACCGAAAGCUUUAUGGCUUUGCCCACAGGCGUGAUCCAGGCCAAUCAUUGGUCCAAUGCCGAUAUCGCCUUAGAAGAAGAGGUCCAACAUUGCUUGGAGAGUCCGGUGGAAGACCCGAAUUGGUUGCCGUGAUGAUUGUGACUCAUAUUAUUUUCAAAGGUUAAUAUAACCUAUCAAACCGUGUGCUGAGUGGAUCCGUAUAAAGGAUCCAUAUAAGCGACGCUGGCUGAGGAAACAGAUUGAACGGGUUGACAGGGCGGGUGGCCCACCUUCAUGACAAGGAAUCUUUUUUGUGAUUUUGAAUAGAUGAUUUGAAUGGA